Caretta caretta (loggerhead turtle) is the source of this 6204-nucleotide messenger RNA. Its product is annotated as organic solute transporter subunit alpha-like. NCBI's taxonomy places the organism in Eukaryota, Metazoa, Chordata, Testudines, Cheloniidae. The record is from RefSeq and is a predicted model, not a curated record.
UGGUUAGUCUCUAAGGAGCCACAAGUACUCCUUUUCUUUUAGGGUAAGUAUUAACGCUGCAUGCCUUAGGGAGCUCUGUCUCUAUGUCUCCCUUGCGGAACAGGGGCGUCUUUAUUGUAUGCCUUUUAUCGCACCUCGCAAACAAAGUAGAGGGGACAGGGACACAAGCGUAUUGGUGUCAGUGUGGAGCCGCCCGGGGAAGAGGACGCUGCGAAUGCGCGAGGCAGGCGUGUAAAUGGGGAGACACACAGUGAGCCCAGCGAGGCCGCCUUCAGUCUCCGACCGCUCGCUUUGCCCUUCGCCUUGCGGUCUGCGCCCCGAGCCGCCGGACUCCGCCGCCCGGUCACCGAGCCGCUGCCGUGCCCGGGGCGGCGGGGGGGGAGCUUCGCCCGGCCCCUCGUGCCGCAGCGUGGUUCGAGCGGGGAGAGACGGAGCUGGCUAUUAGGCCCUUUUACCCAAUCGCAAGGUGGAUGGGAGGAAAUGUACAUUUGGCAAGUCUCAGCGCCUGACUGGAAAAGCGAAGAAAAAGUAGAAGUGCUCUUGUUACUCGGCCAUGCCCACGCCUCUGCGGAGCGGGGACGCGGACAAGGAAGCAACCUCCCAGGGGCAGCGAGAGGAGGCAAGUCUCAACAGAAGCUACAGAAAUGGAGAAUGGGACCGAGCCUGCCUGCGCGGCAAACGAGCGCCCGUUUGCUCACGAAAUUGUCAGAAGCCUUGAUCUAACAGGUAUAUUUCUCUUUGCCAUCUUGACUCUAAUGACGCUAACAGCCAACCUGGUGUUUGUAGAGGAAGUGUUCUAUAUCUACAAGAAAACCCCCUCCUCUAAAAGGACAAUUUUUAUUUGGAUAAAUGCAGCGGCUCCGGUUAUAGCUACUACAUCAUGCGUCGGGAUGUGGAUUCCUCGCUCAACAAUGUUUACAGAUUUCACUGCAGCAGUUUUUUUUGCCAUUGUGAUGCACAAGUUCAUGCUGAUGAUGAUUAAAGAGUGUGGAGGUCAAAAGUUAUUUCUCACUAGAUUUGAAAAUGAUCGUUUCAAGAUCAGCACAGGUCCCUUCUGUUGCUGUUGCCUUUGCCUCCCUCAUGUACACAUCACUAGACGAACCCUGUUUCUGCUGAAGUUGGGGACCUUUCAAUUUGCUUUCCUUCGACCUGUGCUAAUGUUUCUAUCAAUAGUGCUUUGGACCAAUGGAAACUACAGCCUUUCUGAUUUUACUCCUAAUGGAGCUGCAAUAUGGAUUAACUGCUUUGUCGGUGUCCUUACAAUGAUUGCUCUAUGGCCAAUUGGAAUCAUGUUUCAACAAGUUCAAGUUCUUCUUAACCCUAAGAAGAUCAGCCCUAAGUUUGCACUUUAUCAGUUUGUCCUCAUUCUGAGCCAACUCCAGGCAGCCAUCAUCAACAUCCUGGCUCUACAAGGAAUUAUUCCCUGUGCACCACCUCUGGCUUCUUCAGCCAGAGGAGCAUAUAUGAAUCAACAGCUCCUCAUAAUGGAAAUGUUUCUGAUAACACUGAUCUCAAGGGUGGUGUAUAGGAAAAGAUAUGAUGAUCUGGAACUUCCAGAGUGCACUGACCAGGAAACUAGCGACAACAAACAGAACACCAAGAUCAACCUAAAUGGCAAAUUUAUUGAAGAUGGAACCCAAAAUGUAUAGAAGGUGGACAGAUGUGCUGUCUUGUGAAAGCUGGGACAAUACUUGUAGCCCAACUCAGCUUGCCCAUGGCAAGAUCCUGACUAAUGUAUAUGCUUUACUUAAAUCAUAGAAUCAUAGAAUCAUAGAAUAUCAGGGUUGGAAGGGACCCCAGAAGGUCAUCUAGUCCAACCCCCUGCUCAAAGCAGGACCAAUUCCCAGUUAAAUCAUCCCAGCCAGGGCUUUGUCAAGCCUGACCUUAAAAACCUCUAAGGAAGGAGAUUCUACCACCUCCCUAGGUAACGCAUUCCAGUGUUUCACCACCCUCUUAGUGAAAAAGUUUUUCCUAAUAUCCAAUCUAAACCUCCCCCACUGCAACUUGAGACCAUUACUCCUCCUUCUGUCAUCUGCUACCAUUGAGAACAGUCUAGAGCCAUCCUCUUUGGAACCCCCUUUCAGGUAGUUGAAAGCAGCUAUCAAAUCCCCCCUCAUUCUUCUCUUCUGCAGGCUAAACAAUCCCAGCUCCCUCAGCCUCUCCUCAUAACUCAUGUGUUCCAGUCCCCUAAUCAUUUUUGUUGCCCUUCGCUGGACUCUCUCCAAUUUAUCCACAUCCUUCUUGAAGUGUGGGGCCCGAAACUGGACACAGUACUCCAGAUGAGGCCUCACCAAUGUCGAAUAGAGGGGAACGAUCACGUCCCUCGAUCUGCUCGCUAUGCCCCUACUUAUACAUCCCAAAAUGCCAUUGGCCUUCUUGGCAACAAGGGCACACUGCUGACUCAUAUCCAGCUUCUCGUCCACUGUCACCCCUAGGUCCUUUUCCGCAGAACUGCUGCCUAGCCAUUCGGUCCCUAGUCUGUAGCUGUGCAUUGGGUUCUUCCGUCCUAAGUGCAGGACCCUGCACUUAUCCUUAUUGAACCUCAUCAGAUUUCUUUUGGCCCAAUCCUCCAAUUUGUCCAGGUCUUUCUGUAUCCUAUCCCUCCCCUCCAGCGUAUCUACCACUCCUCCCAGUUUAGUAUCAUCCGCAAAUUUGCUGAGAGUGCAAUCCACACCAUCCUCCAGAUCAUUUAUGAAGAUAUUGAACAAAACCGGCCCCAGGACCGACCCUUGGGGCACUCCACUUGAUACCGGCUGCCAACUAGAUAUGGAGCCAUUGAUCACUACCCGUUGAGCCCGACAAUCUAGCCAGCUUUCUACCCACCUUGUAGUGCAUUCAUCCAGCCCAUACUUCCUUAACUUGCUGACAAGAAUACUGUGGGAGACCGUGUCAAAAGCUUUGCUAAAGUCAAGAAACAAUACAUCCACUGCUUUCCCUUCAUCCACAGAACCAGUAAUCUCAUCAUAGAAGGCGAUUAGAUUAGUCAGGCAUGACCUUCCCUUGGUGAAUCCAUGCUGGGACCUUGAGGGGAUGUCCAUUGCAACUUUUAUAUCCUUAUACUGCAAAUAGCAGAUUUCCAAGCUGGAACAGCUUCUGGUAUAAAUUCCUGUGACCUGGACAGAAAGGACCGAAAAGUGGGAGGAUAAACCUCCUUAUUUUCCAGAGAUACAUACACAGAGUGAGAGAUUUCUGUCUCCAUAUAAUUUCAUGCAGUUGUCAGACAGUUUGGGUCCCAUCAGCUUGUUUGAACCCUGCAGUAUAAAUGUGAAUUGAUAAAAUACAGGUUUGCACACAUUAUGGUCUUUAUAUAAUGCGGCAACACUGGAGACUCACUCUUUUUGGUUUUUUCCUCAUUUCGUGUAGCCACCUCUGUGUUUGGAGCUCUCUCCCUGUUCCAACACUUCAGGUGCCCACCCUCUCUUUGUUCAAAUCCCUCCUCAACUCUCACUCUUCUCACCAAACCCACAACAGCUAACAUACCUCAGUAAAUAUAUCCUCUCAGACCCCAACACAUCCUGCAUGCGAUAUCCAACUCAGUAAUGAUAAGCUCUUUGGGUGAGGGCUGUCACUUUUUCCUGUCUUUUUUAUACCAGUGAUUCUGAAUCUUUCCAGACUAUUGUAACCCUUUCAGGAGUCUGAUUUGUCUUGCAUACCCCAAGUUUCACCUCACUUAAAAUUACUUGCUUACAAUAUUGACAUAAAAAUACAGAAGUGUCACAGCACACUAUUACUGAAAAAUUGGUUACUUUCUCAUUUGUCUGUAUGAAAUUUAAAUUGGGACUGACCUCGCUUGUGCUUUUUAUGUAGCCAGUUGUAAAACUAGGCAAAUACCUUGGAUGAUUUGAUGUACCCCCUGCAAGACCUCUGCGUACCCUCAGGGUUAUGCAUGUCCCAGGUUGAGAACCACUGUUUUAUACCAGUAAGCACACAGUAACCAUUCAUGACUAUUUAAUAAUAGCUAUCAAUAGUCCUCCCCAUGGGAGGCAGUGUGAUCCAAUGGAUCGGGUAUGGGACUAGGAGAUAGGAGAGGUGGGUUAUGUUCUGUGCUCUGCCACUGACCUGCUGUGCCUUAGUGUCCCCAUCUGUAAAAUGGGGAUAAUGAUACUUAACUAUCUUUGUGAAGCGCUUUGAGAUAAUGUAUACACAUUUUUCUAUAAAGCUAAGUAUUUUUAUUAACAGGAAUCAUUUUCAAAUUAUUGCUCCCCCCUCACCCCCAAUCCUGAGCCAUCCUGAAGCCCACUAGGGACAGGGGUUCUCAAACUUUUUUUGCUGGGCUGCCAUUUGAAAGCUCUGAUGUCCCUCCUCCCAUACCAUGCCACCCUUAUUUCUGCUCUGCUGCUUACUUCAGAGCUGGGCACCUUGCCAGCAGAUGCCGCUCUCAUGACCCCCCCACAAUAGCCUUGUGACCCCCCUUUUGGGUCAGGACCCCCAGUUUAAGAAACACUGCACUAAGACUUAGACUGUUUUUAGACUUGUUGGUCCAAAUACUGCCAUCACUGACACCCAUUGGUUAGUCUCAUUUCAAUGAAUUUCCAUCUAUCAUAAGGGGUCCCUGGAAAUCCAGUGUUCUUUGAGGAGGCUAAUUGCUCCAUUUUGGUUUGAUAUAACUUCUGACACCAUGUAAUGUUUAGAAAGCUGUCAGGAGUUGUGUGUGUCAUGAGAGACCAGCAUUCAGCUCCUUCUCAGUCUCUUCUGGCUUCUCUAGUUCACAUUGGGCAUGGAUGCUUUGACCAUAUAUACACUAGGAAAAUGUAUCUGUUUUAAAUACAUGAUAUCAGAUAUGACUUAGCUUCUAGAUUCUCCCACUAAGGUUAAUCAUGACCAGCUUACACUUUUUAAACACGAUUGUACUUGUCCAUGCUAUAUGCCAAAGCAUGUUUAACAUCUUGUUAUUUAGCACGUUUUCUAACAUGAUAUAUUUUCUAAGUGUAGACAAGGCCAUAGAUACUUAACCACAGCAGUUAGCAUAGUUACUCCCAUAGUUGUAAUCUAAUACCUAUCCACAUAAGAUGGCAUUUGCUAGUGUUUUAUUGUGGCUGGCUGUGACUUCCUGGGACCCCAAAUGGGGAAAAUAGACUAUUUAGAGCCAACAAGUCUUCUCAUGAAUUGGGAUUGGAAACAAUUUAAUUGCUCGUGCAAAUGGGACAAAAUCGUUUUCAAAAGUCAUGCUUUUUCUCUAAUGAUGUUGAAAAUUGUUUUGUUCCAUACAUUAAAUUCAAUGGCUUUCAGCAUUGCUUCACUGGGACCUGUUGCUACUAACUGAUCAAUUUCCUAGUAUACAUGGGGAUUUAGAACUCAAAUCAAGUGUUUGGAACAGGCAUGGAGACUGAAUGACUUGGAUCUUCCCACACACAGUUAAAGGUGUGUUAUCUGGGCAAAACAAGAAGCCUAUAUUGAUACUGCCUCUGAUUAACCUAUUCUGUGGAGAGAAGGCUUCAUUUUCCAUCACUGUCAACCAAGCAUUUGUCACAAUCACAUAUCUGAAAUGCUCAUUAAAAUAGAUUUAUAUUUUAAAAUCAAUGUGAGCUUAGUUUAACCAUGAGAGUCUCUUUAGCUAUUAUGCUUUUAGAGUAGAUUUUUAAUACUUCUACUAUUAUUCAUGUGUCAUAUUUGAGCAAUAGAAAGAUGAGGUGGGUGAGCUAAUAUCUUUUAUUGGACCAACUUCCGUUGGUGAGAGAGACAAGCUUUCGAUCCACACAGAGCUCUUCUCUAGGUCUGGGAAAGGUACUCCAGCAUCACAGCUAAAUGCAAGGUGGAACAGACUCCUGAGCAUAAGUAGUUAGCAUAUACUCUAAGCGACCAUUCAAGGUAAGACUGACACAACUACAGCUACACUGCAUAUUUGAGCAAUGAAAUUUACAGCGUAGGCAGUGAUUAGCAAGUGGAUUAAGUGGACUUUUGCGCUGGCAGCUAAGAAGACAGAUUUCCACUGAAAUCAGUUGAAGUUAGGAACCUAAAUACCGUUGAGGAUCUGGGCCCAAGGCCCCAAUUCUGAAAAGCAUUUAUGCACAUGCUUAUGUAUAACCCUAAUUAGGUCAGAACAGGUCUUGCGUAAUUUUAAGCAUGUGUUUAAGUGUUUUCCUGAAUAGGAAUGCUUUCCUGAAUAGAGCCAAAAUGAUCAUGAAAGUGGCAGAAUGUAUCAUUUUUGUUGUUGUUAAUGUUUUAUUUUAAUUAUCCAAAAAUAAAACAGGACCAUUUGUUCUA